Molecule: messenger RNA, 3173 nt
Organism: Nasonia vitripennis (jewel wasp)
Lineage: Eukaryota; Metazoa; Arthropoda; Insecta; Hymenoptera; Pteromalidae
Product: protein scabrous
Exons: 3
Coding region: 130-1965 (611 amino acids)
Source: RefSeq, a predicted model, not a curated record
UUCGCGCACGAGCCUUCAGUCGACGAGCCGCGCUGCUCGCGCGCUUACCUCUACUACACCUUUAUAUUCUGUUAUAACACUGGGAUAGAGUGUUUUUGAAUUUUCAAUCUGCAAAGUGACGAGUAUAUAAUGAAAACAAUGAAGAUGCCGGGCUUGCUGCUGCUGAUCGCGGCGACGAUCGGAUGCGCUCUGGGAGAGCCUGACCAGGAGGAGCUGGCCGCUACGGUGAAGCUUCUCCAGGAGCAGAUGAGCGCGCUGCUGCUGCACCGGCAGCAGGACUACGACGCCCUCGAGCUGAGCUUAAAGGAGUCGAUCGAGAAGAACACCGAGCUCAUCGUACUCAGGAACGAGCUCAAACAGCUGAGGAGGGAGCUGACCAUCCUGUCGUCGGAGCCUCGCGUCAACGGCGCCGCGGACAGCGAGUCGUCGAAGGCCGGAAUCGCACCGGCCGGAAACGAGAUGAAGAACGAGCGAUUACGCGUCCGCUGGCUGGGCUCGGCGGUGAACGAGCUGAGAACCGAGCUCAGCCAACUCCUGCGAGCUCGGAACACCUCCGAGGAAUUGGCCGAACGAUCUCGACUCAGCUCCGGUAUCCAACUGCUCAGGACUGACGUUUCCGGGAUGGACAGAACCAUGAGGGAACUCGCCACGAGGGUGACCAGACUCGAGGCUGGACUGACCACCGUCAGGCUGGACAUCGUCGCUGCUAAAGAGAGGAACAGCCUGCCCAGCGACACCUGCGCCGAACUCGCCGAUCAGCUGAGCGGCCUGCAGCUCGAGCUCAAGUCCCUCUCGAUCAAGUGCGAGACUGGCUGCGGACGCCACGGAGCAUCGUCCCAUCACAGCUCGGCUAAGCUGGCGCAUCAUCGACUCGACGAGCGACUGAACAAGCUCGAGCACAAGAUCGGUCUGGUCUCGCGCAAGCGCGGACACCUGCUGGAGGUCGCUCGCGCGGCCCUCGGCUCCGAGGCGAGACUCACCGGACGCUUGGAGCUGGUGGAGUCAAGGCUGAGCAACGUGAGCGCCGCCAACCGCGAGCUGGCCGGCAAGAGCGAGUCGAUGUUCCAGACCCUGGCGGCGAACCAGACCAAGGCCGCCAGGUCCGUCGGACAGCUGGAGCUCGGAGCGGCGAGGCAGACUGCCGAGCUGGGAGUGGCUCGCGAGGAACUGGCCAGUCUCAAGCGGGCCGUCCAGGCGCUGUCCGUCAGCGCCUCGAAGCUCCAGGAGAAGAGCGAGGCGCAGCAGGUCACGAUCAACCGACUCCAGGCCAUGAGCUCCGCACCGGCUAGCAUCGAGAGACUCGGCCGGGAACUCGAGCACGUGGAGGACGAGUACAGGCUCAUGGUGGACGGUCUGCCAGCCGGAUGCGAGGACGCCAGGGACGGUCUCAGCCUCCUGGCUCCGGGUCCCGGUGCGCCGAUGCUCGCUGCCUGUCGCAAGGGCGGCUGGAUCCUCGUGGGCCGCAGGACCGACGGCAGCCUCGACUUCGACCGCAGCUGGGACGAGUACGCCCGGGGCUUCGGGUCACCGCUCGCCGAGUUCUGGGCCGGAAACGAGGCCCUGCACCGACUCAGCCGCGGCAACUGCACCAGGCUGCAAGUCCGGAUGACCGACAUCGAGGGCGAGCACUGGGUGGCCAACUACGAGGACUUCGGCGUCGGCAGCGAGGACAGCGGCUACAGGCUCAGGGUCGACGGAUACUCCGGCAACGCCACCGACGCCAUGGCCUAUCAGAACAACAUGGCCUUCAGCGCCAAGGAUCGAGACAUGGACAUCAGCUCGACCGACUGCGCGGCCAACUAUCACGGAGGCUGGUGGUUCAGUCACUGCCAGCACGCGAACCUCAACGGAAGGUACUCUCUCGGACUGACCUGGUACAGGUCGGACAGCAAUCAGUGGAUGGCCAUCGCCUCCGCCGAGCUGUUGCUGCAGAGGAAGGAACACUGCAAACACCAGAUGCGAUAAUAUUGCUCGAUAUUAUUGUAGAUAUGUUCUCAUGCCAACCGCACUCUACAGUUUUCAUUUUUACCAUUUUUUUUUUUUAUAAUGUAUUUAUUCGACGUAUUUAUUAUAUACUUCGUCUACUAGUUGAGAGGGAUUAGGCCGGUUCUUCCCCGCAACUUUGCGCAGCGCCCUCUGCGCAAGUUUGCGCGUGGAAUUUGAAUUUCUGAAGUUCCUAUAAAACUGUUCGCCGUUGUAAAGUAGGUAUCGUAAGUUGUGCGUGACGAACAGUUUUGUAUAAUUUCCACGAAGGCUUAAUCUCUCUAUUGUACUUAUAUAAUUAUUCGGACAGACGCACGGUCGAAGUGAGCGUACCGCAGACUGACGAAAUCUGAUUCGUUCAAAUUUUGCUCAGAGUCAUUGCGCGCAUAUACUUCUCCUUGAUCGGUAGCUCUGUCAUUCGCUCGAACCAAAGAUUUAAUUGUAAUGCUCAAUGUCAUCGGCGAUAUCUAUAGUGUAAAUAUAUUAACUCGUGCGCUGCGACGACUAUUUCUUAUAACAUCGUGUAUAAAUACGCAAGGAAUCUGUUUAUUUUAAGGUAGACUUCGAAAUCGAUUUAUCAUAUAAAAAAUUUAUUAAAAUUCAUCAUGUAAAAGUCCCCAAACGAAAAUAAAAUAUUUUAUACCUACACGUUUUUCUAUUUUUACUCACUAUAGUUGUCAAUGAACGAGGUAGAAAUUUUUUGUAAAUCAGCAACUACAACAUCCUGUGCUGUGUUCGAUAAAUGAUUGGAUCACAAACGUAAAUACAUUGAAAUGCAGGUUUGAAAAGUACUUAAAUUAAAUUAUGAUGGUUAUGCAAAAAUAAUGUGGGGUGGUUCGUUUAAAACGUAACAGCAUAUAUGGCAUAUAAAUUUGUUUAUUAUCAAGUUAUUUGUAUAAUAUAUUUAAAACAAUAUUAUUCUACAACAUUGCAUAAAAAUAUACAAAGACAUGAAAAAAUGUCUUGUCUCUCGUACCUUCGUAGAAAGUGUGUGCAAGUGUAUAAGUGUGUGUCUCAUCAACACAUAAUAAUCAUUAUAAUCCUUCAUAUCUGCCGAUCGUCUUCGCUUAAUUUCCAUAAUUACAAGAUACAGUUUUAAAAUUUUAAUAAAAGCUUUAGCUGAAUUUCUCUAGUUUUUGAUAAAUUAGCUAUAUUUCUUUAAUUUUGUUUUACAAUAUAGAGAACACAAA